Paramuricea clavata is the source of this 5510-nucleotide messenger RNA. Lineage: Eukaryota; Metazoa; Cnidaria; Anthozoa; Malacalcyonacea; Plexauridae. The record is from the annotation of a GenBank genome assembly.
GAGACAUUUCAACUUCAACUGUACUGAGAAAUGAACCGGCAGAAUUUCUUGAAAAUCUUAAACAGUGGAUCUCAUUUAGUUCGCUGAAUCGCUGUUAUCGGGCUUCUGAAGAUGGAUGGCUAUCGACCAUUUUUCAUCUUCAAUGUGGUAAUAUUGGGAGAACAAUUACUCUCAUAAAAGUUGGAAAAUACAUCUUCGGCGGAUAUUCCAGUUCAUCAUGGGGAAGUAAGUAGUACAUGUAAAUUCAUUUUGAAGAUAAUUUAUUUAAAAUUAGGUACGCAUUGCGUACAUGUGGUUAGCCUAUAGGAUUGGUAAUUGUUAUUGCGUAGAGCUAAUUUCGUUCAAAAUACAGUCGAACCCCUAUAAGCGGACACCUCUCUUAAGCGGACACCUCUUUUAGGCGGACACAUAUCUCAGGUCCCAUUCGUUUCCUUUAAUAAAAUACUAUUAUCAUAACCCCUAUUAAGCGGACACCCCUCUUUAACGGACGCGGACACCGUAAUUGAGGUCCCAAUGGGCAAACCAACCUCUCUUAAGCGGACAGAUGACAGAUUGUCUGAUAAAAUGUAUUCAAUAUUCGACAGUAAAUAACAAUUGAGAUCAAUUUACAUGGCACAUUGACUAUGACACACUAACUUGGCGCGAAGACAUCAGAGCCAAGAUUACCGAGGAAGUGACGAACGAGGACGGAGGACUGUGAACCGUCAGCCGAGGAGCCGAAAGAUAUGUGUCAAAUCACUGAUGAUGACAACGAACUGAACGAAGAUGAUGAAUUGGACUGGUCUCUUAACGAACCAGUCAUUAAAUCGUCCUCCAAAGCCCUUAAAGCUGGCAGAAUUGGCACAAUUUCGAGGUUUGGAAGAACUUUCCAACGCCAUUUUUAUGUAAAUGACAUUAUAAUGGCUAUCGCUACGUGAGCCUCGAAAGCAAACUUGUAUCGAUUCCUUUUUUAUAUGACUGCGAGAGACGUAUACAUUUUCUAAUGAACUUUUAUGUACAAAGAAAUUUUCAUUUUAUGCUAAUUAUUUGCUAGAUAUUUUUUACUGUUUUGAUACUCAAAUUAUACACCUGCUGUAAUUACACACCUUUGCCUCCUGCUGUGUUUUUCUACAUACCCCUUUUAAGCGGACACCCCUUUUAAGCGGACACUUAGGCAAGGUCCCGAAGGUGUCCGCUUAAUUGGGGUUUGACUGUAAGUAAAUUAAUUGCUCGUUUGCCAUCGAGACCAUCUUGGUUGAUUUUUCAAACAUUGAACCAUAAAAUUCUUAUUCUUUAUUCUUUGUCGUAUCAAGCCAGAUACCGUAUAAACUAUCCAUAAUACAGAAACAUUUUUAUAAACAAACCAGAAAAUAUUAAAUUAACUCUACUAUUUCGCCGUAAACGGCUAAAAUAAAUUUUAAAACUCUUUCUCGCCCAGUCCCAAGCAUCGUAGGUCGCUAGAAGCUGCCAACCAUCUUGAGUUCAGUGCAUGCUAUGAAGUCAAUAAUAUCACCAUUCGAUCCAGUGAAACAAUAUCAACUAAUUCCUUAAAUUGUUUGUAUUCAUUAUCAACAUUGGCUAAAAAUAUAGACUGGCCAUACCUUUCGCUAAGCGUACCUUUCGGCCACGCUAUAGAGGGGUAAUUUGACCUUUAGAAUCGAUUUCCGACGUUUUCCGGGUGCUAGGAUAUAAACAUCGCAUUGUUUCGACAAUUUAAUUUGUAUUUCCGGUUGAAACUUUCGCUAAAAAUUUAGAUAUUCUGAAACACUGAAAUAAAAAAUGCAAAUCUGUAGAUACAAGCUUGAAAAUGACACUCUACAUAGUACCGGUCUUCGAUUCAGAGACGUAGCUAGAGGGGGAUGGGGUAGGGGGUGUAACACCCCCCAUUACGGACUCGGCAAAUGUCUGCAAGAUUCGGCAAAUUGUUUUCUGAUUUAUCGACAAAUGGCUUUCGCAGUCAGCGAAAAUAUUUGAGUGCCGGCUCAGGAAAAAAGUGAUAGUUAUAUGGCAAAAAUUUCCCUAAAUUUACAAAAAUUUCGGCAAAAAUUUCGUAUGUUCGGAAAAAAAUUAUACGUCCGGCAAAAUUUUUGUAUGUCCGGAAAAAUUUUUGUAUGUCCGGAAAAAUGGUUCACAUUUAUUAAUGGUAGAAUAGACUGAAUAGCAAUCUUACGCUUAAAUUUUGAAUGCAGUGUAAUAGUAAUCAAUAUACAGGCCAAUCGACUCCUUUAUUCUGGGUCCCUCAUGCAGGAUUACGUAUGACUAAUUAAUAUUCACGCCAUUCAAAGUCGUAUACUAAUAAGAUCAUAUAACUUACGGUAUAGAAAAAGGAGAUGUGUCAGUUAACAUCACAAUGCGCGACAAUAUAAUUAUUGACAGAAAUCGCGGACAUUAUUUAUUCUAAUUCAAUACUAGGCUAAUUUACAAGUUAAACAUGCAGAUUGUGUAACGCUGUAACGCGAUGUUGUAAAUAAAAACAUCUGUCAAUAAAGCACUUCGUUUGUAAGUUGCUGGAUGUAAAACAAAGUCUGUCGAAGUAUCUAAAGUAAUUUUGGCCUCGUUUAAGUUGUUGUUUAUCCUGCGUUUUUAGUUUAUUCCUAGAUCUACAGUGCGCUUUAUAUAUAUAUAUAUAUAUAUAUAUAUAUAUAUAUAUAUAUAUAUAUAUAUAUAUAUAUAUAUAUAUAUAUAUAUAUAUAUAUUAUAUAUAUAUAUAUAUAUAUAUAUAUAUACCGGGUGGGGCAAAAAAAAGUACGACUCUUUGAAUUGGUAUAACAUCAGAACUAAAAGAGCAAUUGCAAUAAAACACGUUUAUUGGCAUUCAGCGAUGUCUAACUUAAAUUUUGAUAUAUGCCAUGCACAUUUCCAUGCCAUAUUGACAAAGAUACGUGCAUUUGAACAAGAGUAACAUUUUUGAAACUGAGAGAAUUAAGCUAAAAACGGCCUAUUAAAUAUUAAUACCUUUAUAUACAAAAACAACUUGUGUUAAGACGCGUUAUACUCUAUAGUCAGUACGUUAACGCUUGUUGUUCAAAAGCAAUCAUCUAUUCAUCAGCAAAUUCAUGUCCCCCGGCACAAUUGCAACAUCUUGCCCGUGAAAUGGGACAGCUCGUUCUAUAGACUCAUUAGAACAUACAGAUUACCUAUCCCACGGGUAUCGGAUACCUUCUAGGAACGAAACUUUUAAUAAAAUCGGCCUUAUAAGUUCACAUCCAUUGCCCAGCAUGGUACAACAAAAAGUCUGUGAAUGAAGAAAUAUUUCUAUAACUUCGACUUCACUUCAUUGAAACAAUAAUUGCGAACAAAUCGUAACGGUUAUUGAAUUAGUUUAAUAGGGGCUUUUCAGCUAAUUAUUGGCGGUUCCAAAAAUGUUUGCGUAAGUUUAAACACAAUUAUCUCAGUCAUAAUCGCAUGAAAAUGCACCAGACAUAUAUCAAAAUCUAAGUUAAACAUCGCGGAAUAUAGGGUGAUUUAUUUAAGUGUAAUAGCUCUUUUAGUUUUUGAGUCAUAGUAAAUCAAAGAGUCGUACUUUUUUUUGCCCCACCCGGUACAGUUAAAUAUUAGAUGACAAUUGACAUGUCUUUGCACCCCGGUGCAUUUCCGGGAUUGACAUUAGAUGACAAUAGACAAAGAUGAUAAAAAUUAACCUUUGCAUAUGGAAAGAACAGGAUGGAUAGUAACUUAAGGGACCGUUCAAUAUUUAUACCUGGGGUUGGUACCGAAGAGAUAUGGGUUCAUGGGUAAUCACUUUUUUGACUAUAUAGCUCAUGCAUGCAUGGGUUGGGUAAAAAAAUUUGUUGCUGUCUGUCAGCUAUAAAAUAAAACUAAAUUAAAAUUACCAUGCAUUGGAAAAUAUGAAGAAAAAUGUGUACAAUACAUUCUGUACCAAAAUAGACCAUCAGUGAUAGAGGAAGGACUCUACCAUUGAUCAGCAGGAACGUGAUUGCUUUGGCACACCCAGUGAGUUUGAGUGUGAGUAAACUUUUAGAAUUUAGGCAACUUGAUUUCUUUCACCAUAAUCUUGUGUGUUUAAUUAGAUAGCCGUUAAGAUCUACGACAUCGACGUCAGCUAGGACGUCAGGGCUAUGCAGAGGACUGGGACUAGGAUGUCGUCCUAAUGUAGUCCCAGUCCUCUGCUUAGCCCUGACGUCCUAGCUAACGUCGACGUCGUAGAUCUUAAGCUAUCUAUUAUUAUGCAGUACAGUAACACAUGGAUUGGGUGAACAUUAUUUUGACCAAUGUUGAGGUUGGAUAAAUAAAAAAUUUGCAGUGUUUUUCGCUUCUCUUCGGUACUAACCCCUGGGGCCGGUUGUAUAAAACUUUUAAUCACUUUCUUAAUCACUAUUUUGUAGUUAAAUAGUGAUUAACUAUCAAAUACGCGCUUCUUAUUGCAUGACGUUUCCACUAAUCAUAGCUAACUUUAAAUUAAUCACUUUUUUAUACAACCGGCCCCAGGUAGUAAAUAAUGAACGGUCCCUAAAUCAGGCCGACCAAUAUUACACUAAAUUCUUUGACGGACUUUGUUUUGCAACCAGCGAUUUCGUCAAGCUGCAAACGAUCUACCUUGUUCUCAGAUUAUGCGAUUUACAACAUUGUCAGUACAGCGUUGUACAGAGUGUUCAGUGUAAAUGUAGUGAUAUUUACUGUUGGAGUAGAAUAAUAUUUAUGUCCGUGCAUGAUUUUCAGCCAUGAAAUUAACGAAUGCAGUAUGAGGCGAUUCUUUAUAGUUUCAAUCUAUACCAAUAAGAAAACUCAUCAAGACUUUUUAGAGAAGCAAAAAGAAAUAUAUUGUUCUUGAACCUGAUUUUGAUAUACCUUUUUUUAAAUUUUGCGCUGCUCUAUGCGUUGCUUUGUUCAACGAAAGCGUCUGAUAUUGGUUAUUGGAUUGCAUGAGUAUACAUAUGCAUGAUUUCCUUUGUUGUAUAAGGACGUCGUAUUGUAAUCAUGUCGGGUUUCUUGGUUAACGCGUGGGCGGUCUGAUUGGAAGCCUCGUGUGAUCGGACAAUUUAUCAUUGUAUAAAGUCAAUCGGCUUUGAAUCGCGUCUUUAUAAUGAUAUAAAGAAACUCGAUCGGUUUUUAAAUAUUGAAUAUAAGGUCUAAGGAGACCAUCUCGGAACUUGGAAUUUAUUAAAGACGGAAUAAUAGAAAAUAAUGCGUGAUAGAAUAAUGCCACUCAUUUUCCCGGAUUGAAGCGCUAAUUUUUAUCAGUUUUAGGAUCCAGCUCUCAAUACAUAUCAAGUACAACCUUCUUCAUCUUCUCAUUCCGCAACAAAUACAAUCUCAGUCCAUUCAAAUCUCAUGUUUAUCAAAACAACAAGCAUGCUAUUUACACAAACCCUAGUUAUGGACCAACCUUUGGAGGAGGGCAUGAUUUAUAUAUUCCAUACAAUGCCAAGUCGUCAACAGGUUACUCAAGUUUGGGCCACACAUACCGUCCUCCAUCAGGGUACAGCUAUAGCAGCAGUAAUACCAACGCAUUAUUGGCUGGCAGUCAUCGUUUCAGUCCUUCUGAAGUUGAAGUUUAUUAUUUUCCAUGA